This is a messenger RNA of Abrus precatorius (Indian licorice), 1254 nucleotides long. Its product is annotated as CASP-like protein 4A1. The record is from RefSeq and is a predicted model, not a curated record. The transcript is spliced from 3 exons. The coding region runs from base 462 to 1082 and encodes 206 amino acids. Lineage: Eukaryota; Viridiplantae; Streptophyta; Magnoliopsida; Fabales; Fabaceae.
GAGUGAAAAGCUUAAUCCUAUACACUACCAGUAAGGGUUCAUAUUUAUUUCAAAACCCAUCGAAUGAGGGUGGAAAUUGAAAAAGCUUAGCCGACAUAAGAUAUGAAGCAAAAGGAGUCGAAGAAAACGCAACGGAACCACACCGAACCAAAAAGGAUUCAGAGGACAAAGAAGACGACAAAUACUCAGAGCGAAAGCAAAAGGAAGAGACUCAACCCCAUUCUAUUUCGAAACCGUCACCAUCCUUCACUCUCAAUUCUCCUUCUCCCCCUCCUUCCUUUCGAACCCGCAAGUCCCCUUCUCCACCGCUCCACUCUCUCUCCGACUCCCCCAUCUCCGAUGGCCAUUCCUCGCCGCCGCCGCAAAAGCUACCGCCCGAUUCCUCACCGGGUUCAUCGAUUUCCGACGGUCACUGCUCAAUCGUCGACCAGCGGUUCUCCCCGGCGACGUCACCUGUGGUGAUGGCUCACCGGUUCCAGGUGGAGCCUGCGGUGGUCACCAAGGUAGAUCCCGGAGCCGAAGACGGUUUCGUGGGCGUGAAAGACGUCGAACUAGCAACCGGCACUGCCGGUAACCGGCGAUUGAGACCGGAUAUAUCAGGUUUGUUGAGGUCGAAAAAGAUUGCCACGUGGAGUAAGCUUUUGCUGGGUUUUAGAAUCACCGCUUUUGUGUUUUGCUUGGUAUCUUUCUCGGUGUUGGCUGCUGAUAAGAAACAGGGUUGGGCUCUCGACUCUUUCUAUUUCUACAAGGAAUUCAGGUAUAGUUUGUCAGUAAAUGUGAUCGGAUUUGCGUAUUCUGGGUUACAGAUGUGUGAUCUCGUGGUGUACUUAAACAGUGGAAAGCACAUAGUGGAGCACCAGCUAAGGGGUUAUUUAACUUUUGCAGUGGAUCAGAUAUUGACAUACCUUCUUAUGUCAGCAUCAUCAUCGGCUGCCACUAGAGCCUAUGACUGGGAGUCCAAUUGGGGUGAGGACAAGUUCCCCUACAUGGCAAAUGCAUCUGUGGCUUUGUCCUUGGUAGCUUUUGUGGCCUUUGCCUUGGCCUCUCUUGUCUCAGGUUCUAUCAUUGUAAGGUUCAGAUAAUUUAUACAAAUACACGAAUGAAGUGUGCAAACUCUCCAUGCUUAAGACUUAAAUUUUAUCCUUUCUGGACUGGAAAGUGCCUAUAUUUUCAGAAAGCUGAUCCACUUUGUACAGAAUGGGAAACAUUCACUUCAUGUAUAGGUACCACAGAUGGAUUUUCAAAUUCCCUGAA